GGCGUCUCUAUGGUCUUCGCAGCCUAGAAGGACCAGAGCGAAAUUUCCGGGAAGAUGGCGACGCCCGAGUCAGGGGUGGCACAUGUUUCGGCGGAGAACACAUCUUAAUGACGGGUGAUGUCAUUUCUCCUGUGGUGAAAGCCGAGCCUCUUUGCCCACCAUGAGCUUCACCCCAGAGGUCAAGAGUCGUGGGAUGAAGUUUGCUGAGGAGCAGCUGCUAAAGCAUGGAUGGACUCAAGGCAAAGGCCUAGGCCGGAAGGAGAAUGGCAUCACCCAAGCCAUCAAGGUGACACUGAAGCAAGACACUCAUGGGGUGGGACAUGACCCUGCCAAGGAGUUCACAAACAACUGGUGGAAUGAACUCUUCAAUAAGACUGCAGCCAACUUGGUAGUGGAAACUGGGAAGGACGGAGUUCAGAUAAGACGCCUUUCCAAGGAGACCACUCAUCAUAAUCAUCCCAAGCCUAACAUGCUGUAUCAGAAGUUUGUGAAGACAGCCACGCUGACUUCAGGUGAAGAGAAACCAGACAAAAACUUGGAGAACCACAGUGAUGAUGACAGCCAAGGGCCCAUGCCUCCAAAGAUUCUGACUGAUGAGAUGCUGCUCCAAGCCUGUGAGGGGCGAACAGCACACAAGGCUGCACGUCUUGGGAUCACAAUGAAGGCCAAGCUUGCUCGGCUAGAGGCCCAGGAGCAGGCCUUCCUGGCUCAUCUUAAAGGUCAGGACUUAGAGACCUCUCAACCACAGUCUGAAAGUAAGCUCCCCAAAAAAAAGAAAAAGAAAAGGAAACAGAAAGAGGAAGAAGAGUGUAGAGCAUCUGAGAGGAAUGUGGAUGAGGAACACCCAGAACACACUAGGCCCAGCAUUAGGAAAAGCAAAAAGAAGAAAAGACAACAUCACAAGGAAGAGGUCUCAGAUGAGAGAGGGGGAACAACUGUAAGGAGUGAAGAGGAAGAGGCUGCAGGAACAAGUGGACUCGAGGAAUUAAAGAGCAGAGAGCAAGCCCAUCAGCAUCUUAAGAAAAAGAAGAAAAAGAGGAGGCAGCACUGUGAAGGGGAGGAGGUGGAGGAGCAGACCGUGGUGUUGGGUAGAGAAGGAAGCGGUAAGGAUCCUGCAAGUGGUGUUGGGAGAAAGGAGGUGGCAAGCAGAGCACACAGUGACCGAUGCAGCAGGGACAAGCAAAGGCAGCAGCGUGAGGAGGACUUGAACAUGGGUGAUGAGGAAGGGGAGGAGGCUGCUCUAGAUGGUGAGGCCAGGGAAGCAGAAAGCAUAGCACACAGUAAAGGAAGCAGCAGAAGAAAGAAGACAAGACAGCAGUGUAAGGAGGAGGAGGUGGUCUUGGAUGUAAGCUGUGAAGACGAUGAUGGCAGGACCGGGGAAAUACGGAGCAGAGGUGAGAAGAGGAGGUGGCAGCAACCAGGGGAGGAAGAAACUAGAGUCAACACUGACAGAAGCACCAAAAAGAAGAAACGGAACAAGAGAGACUGAAGUUGUGUUAAAGGUGGGGCUCAGUUGCUUUUCAGUUGUAGCCUCAGAGACCUGGGGCAAAGUCCUGCAUGAGGAGUCCCUCCCAAAGAGGAAACUGAGCUUUCUGGAAUAGCAGUCUUCUGCUGGAGACAGCCAAGAGCCAUAUCUUAGUCAAGGGAGUGGACAUAGUCCCCCCUGCAGCCUCUGACCCAGAGAUCAUGAACUCAAGUGCCUCCAGGAGCCACGCAGCCAAGGAACAAGGUGUAUAGGGGGCUAUGGGAACAGGAAUAUAGAUAGAUGCAUCCCUACCAAAAGAAGCCCAAAUGUAGACUUUUGAGAAAUGUCUUGGUUUUUAAAUAUCAUGAAGGCUAAGAAAAUCAUAAAUUGGGGCCUAUGGGCUAUAUUCAGCUCACAGGUUGCUUGUUUCUAACACUGUACCAAUGAUUAUAAAUAAACAUGAACUUUAGCCCAUUCAGGUAAAUCCGAAUUGGCAUCUCCAAUUCCAGCCUUGAAAGGUACUGAAUACAGAUUAAGAGAUUCUCCAGCCAGGAGUGGUUCCUCAUCCAAUCCCAGUUGAGGUAGAGGAUCACAGUUCAAGGCCAGCCUGGGCAACUUAGUCCAUCUCAAAAGAAAAAGUGGUGGGGAUCUGGCUCAGUAGUAGAACACUGUGUAGCACACUAGAGUCUUUGGGUU
Sciurus carolinensis (gray squirrel) is the source of this 2161-nucleotide messenger RNA. RefSeq names its product G patch domain-containing protein 4. Gene Ontology annotation, biological process: regulation of ribosome biogenesis. Gene Ontology annotation, molecular function: nucleic acid binding. The record is from RefSeq and is a predicted model, not a curated record. Gene Ontology annotation, cellular component: nucleolus. The transcript has 8 exons. The coding region runs from base 161 to 1489 and encodes 442 amino acids. Lineage: Eukaryota; Metazoa; Chordata; Mammalia; Rodentia; Sciuridae.